Messenger RNA from Symbiodinium necroappetens, 502 nucleotides. The record is from the annotation of a GenBank genome assembly. NCBI's taxonomy places the organism in Eukaryota, Dinophyceae, Suessiales, Symbiodiniaceae.
GCAGGGGCUCCUCGUCUGCCCUGACAGCGCGGUGCUGAAAGCUCUGGCGGCCAAGGAAGGUGUGGAGCUUCCGGAGGAAGAUGACAGCAAGGGACCUGCGGCGCUGACGGAGCUGCGAAGAAGAGAGAUGAUGAUGCAGCAGAUGCACCUGGGGCAACAGCGCCAACGUAUGCAGCAGAUUCAUCAAUGGCAGGCUCAUCCUCACUACACAGCCCCUCCGAUUCUGCCUGAACCAAGAAAGGGCAAGGUCGUGGUGCCUCCUGCGCCUACCCGAUUUUACGACGAGCUCGAGUACCCGGACAAGAAGAAGGCUUCUCGUGGACUGGCCGCUGUUGCCGUGGGAGCGCUCUCUGGCUUCGUUGCUUCCAUCCUCAAGCCCUGUUCGGCCUACUACUUGGUGUGGUCUUUCCUGGCCUGCCACCUUGCGCUCAUCGUCCUUCUGCACGGCUAUGGCUAUGGCCGCGAGUGGGCGCUGCUUCUGCUGUGCGCAGCCUGGGCGUAA